GGAGAAGGGGUGAGAAGGAGAGAGGGAUUGAGGAAAACAGAUGAUGAGAGGGAGGAGGAGGAGGAGGAGGAGAGGGAGGAGCAGAGCGGAGGCAGGCACUCAGUCUGUUCACUCGCAGGAGGAAUCAGCGGCAGCAGGACAAUGGAGCGUCUCCCCCACGGAUCCUAACGGGCGCCGGGCGGUUUCCGACAAGCUGCAACACAAGGAGGUGAAUGUAAAACAGCUCCAGGAUGCUGCCGUCCUCAUCCCUGCUGGCCUGUUGUUCAUCAGGGGGUAUCUGAUUUACCAAACAUGAUGAAGACUGAGCCCACAUCGGCCACGGGGGGCAAUGGGGCAUCAAGUGGGAGCAGUGGGGGAAGCGGGAGCUCGAAUCUGCGGAGCCCCUCACCCCAUCGCAACGCCUAUGAGGCGGGGCUGGCGGCACUGAAGAAGGCCACCGACCACCUCAACAAUGCCGCCAACGGAGGCUCGGACCCCGCCUCUAAGCCCGCUCCGCUGCCCCGCCCGACCGCGAGGGGCCGGAGAUAUGGAUCAAACGUUCACCGCAUCAAGAACAUGUUCAUGCAGAUGCAGUCUCCUGGCGACGAGGAGGACGGAGCCAAAAUGAUUGGUAAAGAGCAGGCGGUUAAACUGUCCCUACCAAGGGCAUCCAGCCUCAACGAGAACGUCGACCACAGCGCCCUGCUCAAACUCGGGGGCACGGUUUCAGAGAGGGUCAACCGGUUUGACUCUAAAGCAAGCGGGGAGGGUGUGUGCUCUUCCAUGGGUCUCUCCAAACUGCAGGAGACCAGGAGGAUCUUCGAGCAGCGGACUCUACAGGAGAAGCAAGCGGCCACUAACCGGAUCUUGCUGAAGAAGGAGCGAGCAUCAGGCUUCCAGGGCAGCCGUCUAGACGUUGUGGCUCGCUUUAACGGCUCCACUGAGGCUCUGGACAGGCUGGACGACCCCCCUGCUCACUCUUCCGCUACUGUUCCUGCUGCUGCAGAUUCAGUCGGGCCCGGUGAGGCCGUCAGCCCCACCGUGAGCCAGCUGAGUGCCGUGUUCGAGAAGGGUGAUCUGCAAAACAAUCUCUACCUCCCCCAGCGUCGGUCAGCCCCUGCCCUAGCACCAAAGCCCAAACCUCCAGCCAGAGCGGAGGCUGUCGGCAGGAAGGAGAAGGUGUUGCCUCCAAGUAAGGAGGACCCCGAGGAGGAGGCAGUGGAAUUAGUGAGCACUCAAGCAGCAGAGCUACCAGAAGUGACGGGUUCUCUACAGGGGAGCAUAGGAGUGGUGGCCAGCGAGGAGAAGGAGGGGUUCAGACAGUCAGGAGACCAGCUCUCCAGCUCCUCCUACUCCUCGUCGUCCUCAGUGGCUGUCACUUCCUCCUCUUCCUCUGCAGAGGCCAAACUGGAGUCAGAGGCCCAGCCAACAGCGACUGAAGCCAGGGGCUCAAGUACGGUGGUUGCCCCAGAGCGGGAGCCACAAGCUGAUGAGCAGGAUGGCUCUACUGGGGGGUCCGAGGCCGUAGCAAGGCUUGUGCAAGCAGAAGUUCAUGCCUCAUUGGAAAAUGGAGAAAAAGAUCCUCCGGGUUCCUCUCCCUCCUCGGAGGAGAAAGGAGAGGACUUUGAGAGGAGGGGCGAGGAGGAGGAAGAGGAGAAUGAUGAGGAUGGCUCGAGGAAGGAGGAUUAUUCAGAGGGGGAUCUGGUGGAUAUCAGUGCAUACAGCGGGCUUGGCGAGGAGGACUCUGGGGGGAGCCAACUGGACGAUGAGGAGGAUGAAGAAGAUGAAGAGGCGUAUCAGCCGGAGACCAGUUGCUCUGAGAUCAUGGGUCUCCCUGAAGAAGAGGAGCCUGCGCCAUUAAAUAGGAAGAUUCGAUUUAGCACUGAGCCAAUCAAGGUCUUCACCACCUACUCUAACGAAGACUAUGAUCGACGUAACGAUGAUGUCGACCCCAUGGCCGCCUCAGCUGAGUACGAGCUGGAGAAGAGAGUCGAGAAGCUGGACCUAUUUCCUGUCGAACUGGAGAAAGACAGUGAUGGCCUGGGUAUCAGUAUCAUAGGUAUGGGUGCAGGAGCCGAUAUGGGUCUGGAGAAACUGGGGAUCUUCGUUAAGACAGUAACCGAGGGUGGGGCUGCACAGAGAGACGGCAGGAUCCAGGUCAACGAUCUGAUAGUGGAGGUUGAUGGGACCAGCCUGGUUGGCGUCACUCAGAGCUUUGCUGCCUCUGUCCUCCGCAACACCACGGGCACCGUCAGGUUUGUGAUUGGCCGGGAGAAGCCAGGGGAGCAGAGUGAAGUGGCUCAGCUGAUCCAGCAAACUCUGGAACAGGAGAGAUGGCAGAGAGAGAUGAUGGAGCAGAGAUACAAACAGUACAUGGACGAUGAUGAGGAGACAGGUGAAUAUGCAACAGACGAGGAGGAGGAGAUGAGUCCGGUGUUUCCGAACUCCAUUGAGGUUUUCGACCUGGCAGAGAACCAGGACAUGUUGUCUCCUGUGGAGCUGGACCCCGAGAAGCUGGCCCACAAAUUCAAGGAGCUCCAGAUUAAACAUGCAGUAACCCAGGCGGAGAUCCAGCUGCUAAAGAGAAAGCUGGCUCACGCAGAGCAGGACAAGUUGCGUUGGCGGAUGGAGCGCGCUCAGUUGGAACAAAACAUCCGGGACAGUAAAGAGAGGAUGGAGAAACUGGAGGGCUACUGGAUGGAGGCACAGUCCUUGUGUAAGGCAGUGGAUGAACACCUGAAGGAAACCCAGGCUCAGUACCAAACCCUAGAGAGGAAAUACAGCAAAGCCAAGAGACUGAUCAAAGAGUACCAGCAGAAGGAGAUUGAGUACCUGAAGAAGGAGACAGCUCAGCGUCGAGCGCAGAGAGAGAAGACGAGCACACACACAAGAGAGAGAAGAAACCUGCAGGAAAAGAUUACAGACCUGGAGACCAAAGUGGAUGCCCUGAAGACCCCCAAAGCCUCCUAGACUGCUGCUACUUCCUACCUCCUUUCUGUGACUGGACGAGGAGGAGCUCUGCCUUCACUCUGACCGGGGCUGUGUUUUAUUCCCACCGACCAUUUACUGCACAGACGGGGAACGGGGCAAAAGAAGAUGAUCACGGAAGCCAGUGGGAAAAGAGAGGACGGGGGGGGGGGUGACAUACAAAGACGAAAGCACCCUCUCAUCUGACAUCUGCCAGCUGCUUAGAGCUCCGUCAGUCAAUAAGCAAUCCCAGAAUGCACCCUCUGUAAUACCCAGAAUCCUCCUUGUGUGUCUUCCUGGCAACCGGCUUGGCAAUCAGCACAGAAACCAACUUCAACAACUUGUACUUUAUUUAUGGAUGAUCUGUUUUCACUUCUGCUCUCCUCAUUGACAGUAUCUUCCCGAGACUCUGUCUUUGACUCAACUUUAUUUUCAAAAGGCGCGUUUCACAAACAGGCUCGUCACGAAGUGCUUUACAGUGCGACAGAGGGCAAAAGGGCAGCAACAAAGCAAAGACAGGGCGAAGGUCAUUUGAUUGCCGUUGUACUACUUUGGAACUAGGUGGUUGCCGAACCAUCUCUUUUAUUUUCUGGGACUGGACUGGAGUCUUCUGAGGAGGACAAACGUGUGUUCUCUUACAUGGCGUCGACCAUUCGAAUCAAAAACUAUGAGGAGAAGUGGCCGCCUCAUUUUUAAAGACGUGGAUAGUAAUGACAAACCAUGACAAAAACUGACUCUGAAAAGGAAAUAGCCACCACCCUAUGAAAAUUAUGACACAAAAUGGCCGACAAAUUUCCGAUCAGUGACAGAAACCGGGAAAUAACAGAAGGCCCGCUCCAGCCUCUGUUCUCUCUCUUCGCGAUGGAAGGCAUCAGGCGGGAGCGUGCAUUUCAUACUGUUUGUAUAUAUUCUAUACAUGUAUUUAAAAGUGUUUAAAUGGCUUAAGCUAUUAAGGGGGUCUGAUUGCGGCGAGCGAGGAGGUGCAAUGGGUGAAUGACAACGUCUUGCUGUGGAAGGUGGCACGGUUCGGCAGCCCAGAUUCAGCUCAUCUCUUCUCUAUCAGCGUCAAUCAAUAUUCUCAUAUGUGCUUAUAGAGCUUCUGAUGGUGUAUAUUUGUUGUUGUGUUUACUGCAGUAUCUGUGGGUUUACAUGCACUCCAGCAUCCCCUCGUUCAGCAUAGUCGUGUACUUUAUUCUUCAGUUGGUGCAAGGAAACGUUGCUUUCUGUUUUCAGAAAUUUGCUCUAAUCCAGGGUCACCAAAAAAAAAAGCUGAAUAUGCUGGUAUUCUGAGGCUAACGUGUGUACGGCCUCCACUGUGCACCCGCUGCACACUUUCCAGAGCUCAGGCUACAGGGUAAACUGAGAAUAUUCACUUAAUUCCUCUAUUCAGAAACAGGGUCAGUAGUUAAAACAUUUCUCGGAGACAGAACUUCUCUGGACAUAAUCAAAUUGGUUGAGUUAAACUUAAGUAGCAAAAACUUCCCAACCAAUAGUGGAUUUUCGAGCCAGAUAUUCUGAUAACAAUGUAUUGAACGAGACUGAAGGACAUUUUACAGUUGAAAAAUAAGUUUGUCAGUGCUCUGCAAACAGCAACGUGACCUCAAACAUAUCUAUGACAGUGUGUGUGCCAGUUCCCUGUUACUUAUCAGCUAAUAUCAGCUGAUAAUACCGGCCGCGGCCAAAGAACAGCUACAAGCAUUGUUUUUGGUUUUUUUGUAAGCAACUCAAAUGUACCUAAUUGUGAACUUUUAAACACAAGUCAAGUGUUAGUAUAUGUAUUAGAGCGUGACCAGUAAAUUGACGGGCUGGUAUGGAAGCAAAAAAAGGCCAAAAUAAUUGAAUUAUAUAAGCAGCUGAAUAUGUCACUUUGAAAUGUAACAGCUACUGAAUACCUAAUGUUACAUUUUAAAUGUCGCUGAAAUGUUUUCAUUUCAUGCCAUCUGUGUGAAUUUCUUCCUUCAGGUUCGAAUGAUUAUCCUCGGCAGUCUGAAAUUCUGAAAUCUGUAUUUUGGGUGUCUUAUUGUGACCGAUGCAUUUUUAAACGACUUGAUUUUUGACCUGAUUUGAAUUCUUCGAUCGGAAUGUCACAGACUUAUAUGAGGAGAGUUUUGAAGCUUGAAUUUUGAAUUUGUGAACCCUCACAAAAAAAACAAAAACAAACAACGUAAAUCAAGUUUUUGCAAUUGUACAACUUAAAAGUACCUUCUGGAACUUUCAGAAGGGGGAUUCAAACCAAAUACUGUCCGACAGACGGAUUUCAAAAUACUUCACUGCUAUAAACGUAGCGGUAUUUCAAGCUCAGUUCAAUUACAUACUCAGACGCACUCAAAUAUGAAAAAACAACCUUUUCAGGUGCUUAUAAAACUCAAAUGAUUAUGGCCUCUCUUGGAUUUCAUAUUGGCCUGUCAGGCUGUAGGAGCCAUACUAAGUAAUUUAGGUUAUAUAGUCAGCCUUUAAAAAGUCUUCCUAAGAAAGUUCAAGUUACAAUUGUGUUGAUAUUUCAAUCAGCAUUUGUCUUAGCUAGUCGAGCCUUUCUGUGCUAGCGUACCAGGAUAGUUGCCUCUGAGAAAUGUUUGUCUAACUAGACCUUUCACAUGGAGAUCAGCUGCAGUGUUACUCCGAAAGCAACGUGCAUGUAAACGCACCCCGCACAUCUUACAUUAGGACAUGAGUAGAGGGUCCCGGUGCCAGUAUUAUGACUUUAGACAGUGAACUUAAGUUAGUGAUACACACUGUAUAUUAUGCCCGUCAUCGUCCAGAUGCCAAUCCGAACAUGUUGUGUGGUCAUUAAAGGACAGGUCAUUUUGAGGAACCCGAGAAACACUGGCCGUGCAUCAGGUCCAUCCACACUCCUUUUUUUCCCCCCAACAAAGCUUUUUCUUCAGUCAGGUAAAUUGGGUAAGUUAGGACACAGCAGAAGAAAAGUGGUCAAAAAGGCUCGCGAGGCUUAAAACUUGAGUCACUUGGCUAAUGCAGAACUGUCUUAACGUACCAGUGGAAAUGGUAGUUAAUGGCAAUUUCUCCAUUCCCCACAAGGAGAAUGGAGAAAAUGACGGUUAAGGAUUGAACUGUGACUCCGUGGAAACAUUACAGUCUGUAUGUUUAACUAUUCUGAUUUGACUGUUAUCCAGUGGUUGAUGAUGGCGGGUUGAUGUUCCACAUAUGAAGUUCAUAUUUGCAUGUGGAUGGCAAAAUGGUGCUCAGUAAGACAGUGUUCAACACAAGGAACUUACACAAAGUUUUGGACGGGCCAGAUGUGUAUUUUGCUGCUCUAGUGUUGUCAUUCACCACGGUGAUUAUUCUGAGUUCGUGUAUGUGUCGUUUGAGACAAUACAGCUUGCUGGCAAGCUCCCGUUAGGCUGCAUUCAUUGAAAAUGCCGAAUUCGGCUACUUAAGUUCUAGUGAAUCCUGAAUAAAACCAGGUUUGGUUCAGAAAGAUUUUCCCCCUGUUGUAAGAUCCAGAGAAGCUAAGGACAGUGAAAAUCCACUUCUCCCGCGUUGUGCUGAAGGUCUGUGUGGAGAUCAAAUUUGUCGGUCGGUCGGUCCACCACCCUGGUCCAGACUGAAAUCUCUCAGCAACUGCUGGAUGGAUUGACAUGAAAUUUUGCCCAAACAUUCAUGGUGUCCAGAGGAUGACGCCUAAUGACUUUCCAUCUAGCGCCACCGUCAGGUAAAAAAUAUUGAUUCGUCCAUUCCCUGGGUUUACGAGCAUACCAGCAGACCUCUGUUAGUAUUAUGUGGUUAAUGUUGGCACGCUUAUGGUGAACAUGGUAAACUUUACCCCUUCUAACCAUCAGCAUGUUAGCAUUGUCAUUGUGAGCAGAAUUGCAUGCUAACACUAGCAUUUAGCUCAACGCGCUGCUGUGUCUAACUACAGUACAGAGCCGCUAGCAUGGCUGUAGCCUCUAGUUUUGUUAAACUUGUGAAAAACGGAAAAUAUUUUGUUUGUUUUAAUAUCUUGCAAACACAAAAUAACUUUCAUAGAUCACCAACAUGUGGAUAAAGCAGUUGUGCUUGAAUGCUGCGUUUCCAAGGUUGCGGCUUGUUAGCUAGAGUCAUGGGUUGUUGUCCCUUCGCACGUUGAUGUACUUGCUCUCCAACAUGUCCCUGUCUUCACCACCCCCCUAAUGACAAGUCCCUCUGAUGUGUUUGAGCUGAAGCGUCUGAAUCGAUACCUCUGACGGAGACAUUCAGUGACUCGUGGGAGUGAAAUUUGUGUACUGCUCCGCUCAAGAACGGUCGGGGAGUUAUUUAGUCACAAACAGGAAUAGGAGAACUUUGGACCAAAAGACAUGUCAUUUUCCUGUUUCUAAAGUUGUGCUGCAGUCUUCCCGCCUGCCCCGAUGUAAUUCUGUUCGAACUGGACAAGGGGGAGCAACUCCACACUCACAGCGUAAAGGUCGUGUUUUCAUGCACAAUUGAAUGGGACAGAAACACAUUUUUUCUUUAUAAAAAAAAACACCAAGUAUUUGCUCAAAACUUUCAGUCUGUUUACUUAGUGCUGUUGGACGGGAACAAAGGCUGCUUGAGAGAGAGCAGUUUUAAAGGAGUGAAAAUCAGCCAUAAGCAACCCACUAGGGUAUUUUUCAUUAUUUUUACUACAGUUUUAUCUCCGUGUCAAACCAAUGUGAGCUGUAUAGUUGCCGUUUCAUCACCAAAUCAAGUCCUGGUCACAGCUAGCGAUCACUUUGCCUCCUUACCUUAUGACUUUUUCUUCUUAGUUGACAUGCUGCUUCUGCCUUUACAAAGCCUUCAGAUGUGCGCUCGCUGUAGCCGCCUGUCACAGUUGUUACACGUCAUGCCAGCCCAUCGCUCAUACCUGCAUUCAAAAACGGAAGAAGGGUUACCAGCGUUUAAAGAGUGCUUGCCAGUGACUACAGACAAGCGGCCAUGUUGGAAGACUGACAGAUUGUAGCACUGCAGCAUUGAACUAUUGUAACAGACUGUAGACAGACCGAUGCCUUUCUCCGUGACACUUCUCCAGUGUUUUGUCAUUACUUCUCGUAUUUUAACUAUCUAUGAAACUGCUUUCUUGGAGCCUCGCUUUCAAAACCAGUUUCCCACCGGUGGCCUCUGAGCAGCUCUGUUGGAGCAGGUGAUAGGGUUUAGUGCCUUGCUUAAGGGUUAAGGAUAAUGAUUGUUGAGAGUAGCCUGUCCAGGCGUUCCAACGCCAGCACCCUGUUAUCUGGGCCUCGCUGUCGCCCUGGCUUGACGAGUGAGCCUCCUGGUCAGAAUUGCAUCAAGGUGGUUGGAGCCCAUCACACCUGCUGACGGGUCUAGCUCCUUUUGACCUUGUGGAUGCGAAGGCCAUUUUUGAUGCUCGGGGUGGAGACCUAUCUGGACAGCUGCCGUAUUCACCGGUACCCACUCUUUGAACACCUGACAGCCAGAGCCAGCAGAACAAGUAGAACGGACGACUGUGGCACCAAGAACAGACUCGUGCUCGCGUAACGUGUUUCACAGCGACUUUUAAGAAUCUGGAAAAAACUGGGGGAAAGUUUCAAAAUGCAAACAAAAAUCAGAAAAUACAGAAGAUGUGGUAUUUUAUUUUUUAUUAUUUUUUUGUUGGAAUUUUCCAUUUGCAUUGUUUUAUGAUGACCCCAAUUCCAUGGCAUUUUAGAGGAAUUUCAGUCCUGUUUUUAUAAUAUGAACCCAUGGCUUGACUUCUUCAGAUACAGGGAGGAAAUUAGAAUUAGGCGUCAGGUGGUACGCUAAACGAAUGACCAUGGGUGAGCGGGACUAUCUGACGGUGUGUGAGCCGACCUUUGAGUGCGUCUCAGGUCUGAAAUCGAUUUCCUUCUCUGCCUGGUUCUGUUCUUCAGUUGAUGCCACCAUGUUUGUCUGAACCGAUACCUGUCUGUCAGCAUUAAUGAAUAAACAUGUUGAACAAGAAGGCAAGAGGAAACCUCAUUUGUUUACUGUUCGUCUUUGCAAUGGUUUAUGCACCCGCGGCCUUACGACCCUGCCCUCGCCAACUCUCGCUGUACUUAGAGAGUACUGGAGGAGGAAGCGGUCCAUUACGGUCCCAACCUGCUGCCUUCGGGGACGAUGUCUGUCUCCAGGAGCCACACGCUGUUCCUUUACUUCAGUACCACACAUUAAUGUAAAAAUACUCCACCACAAAUAAACGUCCUGUAUUCAGGAGUAUUAAGAGCAAAUGUACCUAAAUUAUCAAAAGUAGAAACAGUCGUUCUGAUAUAUUAUCCUACUAAA
Molecule: messenger RNA, 9159 nt
Organism: Xiphias gladius (swordfish)
Lineage: Eukaryota; Metazoa; Chordata; Actinopteri; Istiophoriformes; Xiphiidae
Product: neurabin-2-like
Exons: 15
Coding region: 292-2949 (885 amino acids)
Biological process (GO): actin filament organization; calcium-mediated signaling; neuron projection development
Cellular component (GO): cytoplasm; postsynaptic density; actin cytoskeleton
Molecular function (GO): actin filament binding
Source: RefSeq, a predicted model, not a curated record